UUGAUGGGACUCCUACUGAAGCAUAACAACAGCAAGAAAGGUCAACAGGAUCGUCACGGCAUCUAUUUCGAAGCCCGUGAACACGUCGGAUUCUUCAUACGGUUUCCAGAUACUUCGAACACGUGCUAUCAAUUACAUUGUGAUGCUGCAGCAGAAAUCCUUGUUCACUUACCUGUCUAUCGUGAAAUGCUCAAAUUUAUUCGCAAUGAAAAGGUCUCUGGAAAGUUUAAUCAUCUAGAAUAUAAUGUUUAUCAGGCCCUCCAUGAUAUCCCCACUCUUACCGAGCUUGCUGGACAGUGCAUCACUUUUCCUUACCUCCGAGUUAUCCGAUGUGCCAAUAUGAACCACCUUGACACUGGACCGAUUCACAGAUCCUUAUUGGCACACCUGGAGAAAGUUCGAUCAAAUCCUAAACUUCUCUGUGGCCCCAAUGCAUCAUAUACCACAGGAUCACUUGAUGGGCAGCCUUGGGAACAUCCUGAGGCUGUAUAUUCUGUUUUGGCCCUAUCUUUGCAGCUUCCUGAUCAGCAUGGUAUUGUUAUUUACCUAUUCGAGGGUGCUGUCAUAUGCAUGCAAUUCACCCAUACGCUUCCCGGCCCGGCCCGGAGCGGCCAGACUUCGGAAUAA
Molecule: messenger RNA, 627 nt
Organism: Lentinula edodes (shiitake mushroom)
Lineage: Eukaryota; Fungi; Basidiomycota; Agaricomycetes; Agaricales; Omphalotaceae
Exons: 1
Source: RefSeq, a predicted model, not a curated record